AUGGUUUCUGCUUCUGCUUCGAAUGUUUCCGCCAUUUUACUGCUUUUCCUUUCCAUAAUCAGCACUUCUAGGGUUGCAUUUUGUGGCAAGUUUUAUCAAGAUUUCUACAUAACAUGGGGAGGGGAUGAUCAUUCUAAAAUGCUCAACAAUGGAGAGCUCCUAACUGUCUCUCUUGACAAUGUUAGUGGCUCAGCUUUUGAGUCAUAUAAUCAAUAUCUAUAUGCAAAGAUAGAUAUGCAAAUUAAGCUUGUUGCUGGAAACUCUGCUGGCACUGUCACUACCUUCUAUUUAUCCUCAACAGGGUCAUAUCAUGAUGAGAUAGACUUUGAAUUCUUGGGGAACCUUAGUGGUGACCCUUACAUACUUCAUACUAAUGUGUUCUGCCAAGGCAAGGGCAACAGAGAGCAGCAAUUCUACCUUUGGUUUGACCCCACUGCAGAUUUUCACACGUAUUCUAUACUUUGGAAUCCCCAAAACAUCAACUUCUUGGUUGAUGGCCUCCCCAUUAGGCAGUUCAAGAACCUUGAGUCUUAUGGUAUUCCAUUCCCCAACUACCAGCCUAUGAGGUUAUACUCCAGUCUCUGGAAUGCUGAUAACUGGGCCACAAGAGGUGGACUGGUGAAGAUAGAUUGGACCCAAUCACCCUUCACUGCAUCCUACAAGAAUUUCAAUGCUGAUGGUUGCAUUUGGUCUUAUGGAACUUCUUCUUGUGAUUCAAAUUCUCCAAAUUCCAAUGCCAACAAAGGAGCAUGGUACUGGGAGAAGCUUGAUUAUUCAGAUCAAGGGAAGAUGGCAUGGGUGCAAAAUAAUUAUAUGAUCUAUAAUUACUGCACAGACACAAAGAGAUUCCCUCAAGGCUUUGCUCCAGAAUGCUAUCUCACCAAUUUGCCCUAG
Prunus dulcis (almond) is the source of this 894-nucleotide messenger RNA. RefSeq names its product probable xyloglucan endotransglucosylase/hydrolase protein 23. The transcript is spliced from 3 exons. Lineage: Eukaryota; Viridiplantae; Streptophyta; Magnoliopsida; Rosales; Rosaceae. Gene Ontology annotation, cellular component: cell wall; apoplast. Gene Ontology annotation, biological process: xyloglucan metabolic process; cell wall biogenesis. Gene Ontology annotation, molecular function: xyloglucan:xyloglucosyl transferase activity; hydrolase activity, hydrolyzing O-glycosyl compounds. The record is from RefSeq and is a predicted model, not a curated record. Bases 1 to 894 code for a protein of 297 amino acids.